AGACCUUUCUCCCUCCCCAAAGUUCAAAGUUGAAACUGCCUGGGGAAUGAGUUUAAAACCUAAACCAAACCGAAGCAAAGCGUUUCACUGCUGCUGCCCGCAAGGAAAAAAGAAGUAGAUUACGGUCUGAACUUGAAGACAGAGAGAUUGCAGGGAUGUCACAGUUGGCAGAAAGUGAGGUUUUCCUGGCUUUCUGUACGUACGCCACCAUCGUCAUCCUCAAAAUGUUGCUCAUGGCUCCGCUGACAGCCUACUUUCGGAUCACAAAAAAGGUGUUUUCCAACCCAGAGGACACGUGGCUGGCUGCCAAUGCAGAGGAGAAGAAGAAAAUGCUAUGUACAGAUGAAGAUGUUGAGCGGGUUAGAAGAUGCCACCUGAACGACUUGGAGAACAUCGUUCCCUUCCUCAUGAUUGGGCUGCUGUACUCCAUCACUGGACCGGACCUCAGUACGGCACUCCUGCACUUCCGGGUCUUUGUGGAUUCUCGAAUUUUUCACACUGUUGCCUAUCUGGCAUGUCUCCCCCAGCCAAGUAGGGGUCUGUCGUAGAUGGUGGGUAUGGCUACGACCUUCUCCAUGGCAUACAGGGUCCUCACCAGCGUGCUGUACCUCUGAGUGGCUGAGGUGGAGGCCGUCCGCUUCAUAUCUGACUGCCACUUUGACGUGCGGCGCGCCUCCAACUAAAACAUUUUGAACGUUGUCGGAUAGGGAGGUGUUGAUUGCAGGAAUAAGAGUUGCACCUGGCAGAAUCUACUGCAACUAAUAAAUAUGUGGGGAAAUUAUUAAUCAGGCUUAAGAGUUUUCCUUAACUGAAACCCCCCCUCCUAUUGUGUCAACAUCCGAUUCUUCAAAACACGGUGGCCAUUUCACAAACCUGCCUAACGUGUACUUCAAGGUCCUUCAUCUGUUGAGGUGACCACCUUGGGAUCCCGGCGUGUCAAUACCUUGGUCAGAUCUAAUCAGGACCAGCACAUCAGUUUCCCAACUGCAAGGUGGACAUUGACUUUUCCAUAAAACGGUGGUGUCAGUGAGUCUUCAGGUCCUGUUCUUCAGCCACCACAGGGCAGGUUCUUAAUGUCCAUGUUUAAUUAGAGAUGUAAACACAGGGGGUAAACAAAUGGGUUUUUCUUUGAGUGUGGUGUGCUCAGCUCUCGCUGUUGUCUUCCAGCCUGAGAAAUGGUGGCACUAAUUGGGUUAUUGUUAAUCUUGCAGUUGUUGCUGUAGCUGAGCUGCACAAUGAUGUUUAAAUGUCCCUUUAAAUGUGAUACAUCUACUCCCCCUUAAUAAUACCACUGCCUUUUUCCUCUGAUGUGCAUGAGGUGACUCUCCACAACGGCAUCUUGAAUUUAAAUAACAAUGUAUCGUUCUGUAUCCUUUUCAUUUUACUGAAAUGGCUUUUUGGCAUAUUUCUGAAUAUUAUACCUUUGUUUCUUCUUAAGGCAUAAUAAUAAGAUAUUUUAAAUGGGUUAGCAGCACAAAUUAAUAUUAACUGUGACUAGUCCUCUUGGAUGUCUUUAGCUAUCCUGCGUUUGUAAUGCCGGUAGAGUUUACUUUUUUGGGCGAUUAGUUGGAUGUACCCUAAAUAUGUCACAAUUUUAGGUUUCAUUUCUUUCACAUAAUGUUUAAAUUAUUUAUUAAUCUCCACUAAUAAAUAAUCUCCUGUUACCUAGAAGAAAUUUUACUUAAUCUGGUCUGGUAAUUACAUGUAUUCUUGUCGUGAAAUUCUGUCCCACUGCACUUGAACAGGUUAUUUUUGUCCAGUAGGGGGAGACAUAUUAAAACCCAAAAUUUUCCCUUUAUUGGACAGUAACAAAUAAGCAGUAGGUACUGCAAAUUAAUGUACUUUUAAAUGUAAUGUUUU
Molecule: messenger RNA, 1860 nt
Organism: Scleropages formosus (Asian bonytongue)
Lineage: Eukaryota; Metazoa; Chordata; Actinopteri; Osteoglossiformes; Osteoglossidae
Product: microsomal glutathione S-transferase 1-like
Exons: 4
Coding region: 156-548 (130 amino acids)
Cellular component (GO): mitochondrion; membrane
Molecular function (GO): glutathione transferase activity
Source: RefSeq, a predicted model, not a curated record